Molecule: messenger RNA, 2531 nt
Organism: Anopheles cruzii
Lineage: Eukaryota; Metazoa; Arthropoda; Insecta; Diptera; Culicidae
Gene: ZnT49B
Product: zinc transporter 9
Exons: 6
Coding region: 249-2111 (620 amino acids)
Biological process (GO): zinc ion transport; transmembrane transport
Cellular component (GO): membrane
Molecular function (GO): monoatomic cation transmembrane transporter activity
Source: RefSeq, a predicted model, not a curated record
GGGAAAAUGUCCUCUAUUAUGUAGUGCCCCGGGAAGGAGCAACACGCGGAACGUUACCCUUCUGCAAUAAUAAACCAACGACAACGUCAUCUUUAACGAAACCGCCGACGAAUACUAGCGAUCCCUGGAAAGGGGGCCACUCCCGGCAAUCUUUACCUUCCGGCAGGGCACUCCCCAGCGGAGGGGCCCGUACCGCGCGCACCGUUUACAGUCCCUGCCGAUCGGUUUGUCCGGAGCUGUGCAACAGCAUGACGAUUCAUCGAGCAGCCUGGCUGUUGCUAUGCCACCGGAGUCAGUCGCACCUAGCCUCGGUGGGAAAAUUUUCGCUCCGAAGUGUACCAAAGUACCGCUGCUGGUGGAAGGACAGUACCACCGCUUUACGUAAGGAGGCUGCUAGCUAUGAUGGCCAAAGAUGUUUCACACUGUCACGCGUGGCUGAGUCGAAGAAAGACGACGUGGCGCCGGUACCAACGCCGGAAGAACAGCAACAGACGACGCUUGAAAUUGCGACGAAAAAUGGCAAAUUGUUGGUAAAAACAACGCUGGCCGAUUCGAAGCUGCAGGAGAUCGUAAUCGAGAAACCCGCCGCGGAUGCCCCAGUGCCAGGAGGCGAAAGUGCGACGGCACAAGUAGCCGAAGCGGAUCUCAAGGAACAGUUGGCGGAAAAGAAUCGCCAGCUGGCGAAGAAACGUAUACGGGUGGACUUUUCCCGUUCGUCGCUGGAGCGAAACUUCAUCACUCCUGUGCGAGCCAUGUCCGACUUCCUCCUGAAGCCGUCCGAUCUUGAGACCCUGCCGAAGACAAAGCGCAGAUCCCCCUACGAACAGGAACCGGCCAUUACGGUGUACUGGCGGAAGGAUGUCGAAGCGAAGGCGAUCGAUGUGUGGGGCACACGAGAGAACCUGCUGAAGGAGUGCUUGAAGCGGGAGAUCGAGAAGAAAAUGCACCAGCAAAGUACGUUCAGGACCAGAAUCAAGCCGACACGAAAUGAACGUGUACUUCUUUUCUUUCCAGACAUAUUUACCGUCAAACGCCGGCUGAGGGACUACCGGCGAGAGAUUGGUAGCCGUACGAACGUUGUCGAUUCCGAGCCGGGACUAUUUGGAAAGUCCGGAAAAGUCGUUCUCAUCGCCAUUGCGAUCAAUGCCACAAACUGUGUGUUCAAGUUCGGUGCUUGGCUAUACACCGGCUCGCACAGUAUGUUCGCGGAGACGAUCCAUUCACUUGCCGAUACGAUUAAUCAGCUGAUUCUGGCCUACGGAAUCCACAAAUCGACGCAAAUCGCCGACUCCGAUCACCCGUACGGAUACAGUAACAUGAAGUACGUUUCGUCGUUGAUCUCCGGUGUGGGUAUCUUUUGCGUCGGCACCGGUCUGUCGUUCUAUCACGGAAUCAUGGGACUGGUGGAUCCUCAUCCGAUCGACGACUUUUUCUGGGCGUUCUUCAUUCUCGGGGGAUCGUUAGUUUCCGAGGGUGCCACACUGCUGGUGGCCAUCAACAGUUGCCGCAGUGGAGCAAAGGCCCUGGGAAUGAGCUUCCGGGAUUACGUUGUGCGCAGCCAAGAUCCGUGCGUGAACGUGGUACUUACGGAGGAUGCUGCCGCAGUAUUGAGUGUGGUGCUUGCCGCGACCUGCAUGGGACUGUCCACCUGCACUGGGUCGCCCAUUCCGGACGCCGUGGGCUCACUGCUGGUCGGUUGCAUGCUCGGAGGUGUGGCUUCGUUCAUCAUCUACACAAACGUAGCGGCGUUGGUGGGCCGCUCGAUUCGGCAGGAGAAUCUCGACAAAAUUAACGCCGAACUGGAGGCCGACAUUAUGAUUCGGGCGAUCCAUGACGUGAAGGGUAUCGAUAUGGGCAAUUCGUUGGUCAGAUACAAGGCUGAAAUGGAUUUCGAUGGCCGCGAGUUAACUCGUGUGUACCUGGAUAAGCAGGAUUUAAACACGCUGCUGGAGGAAGUGCGGACGUUCCAAACGAUCGACGAGCUCGAAGCGUUCCUGCUGAAGCACGGCGAAAACAUUGUCGAUCUUAUGGGAGGUGAAAUCGAUAGGAUCGAAAUGAAACUGAGAAAGAAAUUCCCAGAAAUAAGACACUGUGAUUUGGAGAUACUGUAAGCCUGAAAUGUGAUUUGCUACUUCUUUCGUUUUAUUUUUUGUUUGUUUCUACCUUCUGCGAUUACGGCUUUCCUCUUCGACUACAAAGAGAGCAAAAUAAAGUGGUAUUGCUUGCGCUGGCAACAAUAAAGGUUUUGUGCCGACAGUUUGUGCCGGUUGUUCGUUUUAGACAAUAUUGUGCAGAACAUUUAGAGCAAAUAAAUGCAAACUAACAACAAACGGAAAUCACAAUCCAACGAUUUAAGUGCCCGUUUGUUCAAUGAAUGUCGUUUAAGCACUGUUUAACUUAUGCGUUGUCUGGUAUUUACGUUGUUUAGAAUAGAUUUGUUUGUGCUUAAUAGACUAACUACCUCGGUAUUGAUUUAUGCAUAUGGUUUACUUGGAAGAUAAUUGUUCAAUUUAUAUUUAUGCAACGUAGUU